Messenger RNA from [Torrubiella] hemipterigena, 888 nucleotides. The record is from the annotation of a GenBank genome assembly. Lineage: Eukaryota; Fungi; Ascomycota; Sordariomycetes; Hypocreales; Clavicipitaceae.
GGAGCCGUGUAGCCUGCUUGCUCGCUACAUCUCUUUUUGCGAAUUGAUUGUAAAAUCGGCAAUAAUUUAUUUAUAUUGCCUUUGAUCAAUUCAUAUUCUAUCGUAUUCUUUUCUUAGUUUGCAAAUUAUUAUUUUUUACUACAGACCGCUGCAUUCUACCAGCUACUACGCCUUCCUUAUUCUCCUUACCAGGUUCCCGGACCCCUUCCUCCCAGCAACAUCACCACGUUCAACAAUCACCGCAACCAUGGUUAUGGACAGAGACACACUAGAGAACGGCACACCCGUCGAAAAGAUCACAUCAUGGCUCAACCUUGGUAAAAAUGAUGACGGUCACUUCACCGUAGGUGACUGGACCGCGCCGCUCGUCCCCUUUAUCAAGGUCGUGUCUGCGUCCGCCGAGAUGCCUCACCCUCACGUCGUCUUCUCCUACACAGUGCAGCCAGACCACUGCAACCGCAUGAACAGCUUGCACGGUGGUUGUGCCGCCAGUCUCUUCGACUGGUGCACAACGCUUCCACUAGCUCUCAUCUGCAAGCCCGGAUUCUGGAUGUACAUGGGUGUCAGCCGCACACUCAACGUAACAUACAUGCGUCCUGCAAAGUCGGGCGAAGAGGUUCUGAUUGAGUGUGAAAUCAUUCAAGUCGGCAAGAAUCUCGCUACUCUCCGUGGUGUCAUGCGCAGAAAGAGUGACGGCCAGAUCCUCAGUGUUUGCGAGCACGGCAAGGUCAGCACCGAUCCCCCUGUCAGCAAGAUUUAGGUGGAUAAAUCAGUUGCUCUGCCAUUCCCAGACGACAUAGAAGGUAAUAUCAAGGUUCCAUUGUUACAAUAGACGCUAUCUGUACAUAUUUAAAGAGACGCUUCAUAAAUAAAAACUUCUUCUAGACU